Molecule: messenger RNA, 708 nt
Organism: Geodia barretti
Lineage: Eukaryota; Metazoa; Porifera; Demospongiae; Tetractinellida; Geodiidae
Source: the annotation of a GenBank genome assembly
AUGCCGAUGAACAUCGACCGCCUGACCGAGAUGUUCGGGCUCGACGGCAAGUCGGCCGUCGUGACCGGCGGCAGCCGCGGCCUCGGCUACAUGAUCGCCGGCGGGCUGCUCGACGCGGGCUGCCGGGUGAUCAUCUCGGCCCGCAAGGUGGAGCAGGUGACGGCCGCGGCCGGCCAGCUCGCGGCCCGCGGCCCGUGCGAGGCGAUACCGGCCGACCUGUCCACCCCGGAGGGCUGCGAGGCGCUGGCCGCCGCCGUGGCCGAGAGAUGGGAGUCGCUCGACAUUCUCGUCAACAACGCGGGAGCCAGCUGGGGCGCGAAGCUCGACGAGUAUCCGGUGGACGGCUGGAGAAAGGUCAUCGACAUCAACCUGGGCGGCCCGUUCUUCCUCACCCAGAAGCUGCUGGGACUGCUGCGGGCCGCAGCCCGCCCCGACGACCCGGCCCGGGUGAUCAACGUCGCCUCCGUGGACGGGAUGAAGCACAUCACCGUCAACGCCAUCGCGCCCGGCCCGUUCGACUCCAAGAUGAUGGCCUUCAUCCUCGACAACCCCAAGGCCCGCGCCGCGCUGGCGGCCGAGGUGCCGCUGGGCCGCAUCGGCGAGCCCGACGACCUGGCCGGUGCGGCCGUGUACCUGGCGUCGCGGGCCGGUUCGUACCUGACCGGAGCCACCGUGCCCGUCGGCGGCGGCCUCGCCUGCGCCGACUGA